Molecule: messenger RNA, 2666 nt
Organism: Lepisosteus oculatus (spotted gar)
Lineage: Eukaryota; Metazoa; Chordata; Actinopteri; Semionotiformes; Lepisosteidae
Product: para-nitrobenzyl esterase
Source: RefSeq, a predicted model, not a curated record
AAAUGCUAUAUAUUUUCGAGUUUUUGUGGCACUAGAUAUUGAGUGAAUAAAUUGACUGCGCACAUGCUUGUACAGUAUGUAAUGGGAAAAACAGGAGACGAUGAGGCAGCCAUAUUUUACUAAAAAAGGACGCAUGAAUACAGGAAAAGAAUAAGUAUUUCUUACUGGUGUUUACAGUAUAGGCUCUGUACUCGGUAUGAAUUAGGAUGGCUGAUGAUUACUAUGAAGCGGGGGAAGAAACCCAGUACCGUUACCUGGUGCAGCCUGACGGCGAGGAAAGAGAAAGGUACUGCAGACGCCACUAUGUGAGCCCCUUCCUGGUACUGUCCCGCAAGCAGAUCUUCAUGAUCUCCUGUGGGGUCUUGGCGCUGCUGCUUGCCGCGGGGUACCUGGCCUACCUGGCGGAAACCCCGCGUUAUCCCGCCGCGCAGGUGCGCACGGAGUGCGGCGCGGUGCGCGGCCAUCGCGGUAAAGCGGGUUUCGCGUUCAAGGGGAUCCCCUAUGCAGCCCCCCCAGUCGGGGCGCAGAGGUGGCGGCCUCCUGCUGACCUGAAGAAGUCCGGUUCCUGCUGGGAAGGCGUGUAUGACGCCACACGGUUCCGGGAUGUUUGUGUCCAGGUGCACCCCAUGGAUGACAAAGGUGCGGUGACGGGCAGCGAGGACUGUCUGUAUUUAAACGUUUGGACGCCCACACUCAUCAGAGACGCCAAGCUACCUGUGAUGUUCUGGAUUCACGGGGGGUAUCUCCACACAUUGAGUGGCUCAGAGGAGGGCUACAGGCCCUCAGAGGAGUUGGCUACGCAGUAUGGCGUCGUGUUUGUCAGUCUCAACUACCGCCUCAAUGCCUUUGGGUUUCUCGCUCUUGAGCUCCUCAGACAAGGUUCUCCAACCAACACGUCUGGUAACUAUGGUUUCAUGGACCAAAUUGCAGCACUGCAGUGGGUUCAGAGGAAUAUUCAUGUCUUCGGAGGUGACCCAGAAAAAGUAACCAUAUUUGGACAAAGCUCAGGCGGCACUUCGGUUUGGACGUUGAUGAUGUCACCUCUGGCAAAUGGUCUUUUUCACAGAGCCAUUGACAUGAGUGGCUCUUACAUUUACAACAAGUCAGUGGAGGAGGCUGAGAGAGACAACCUGAUCUUUCUGAGAAAAACCGGGUGUCAGGACAUCAAAUGCCUGCAAUCGCUUCCCCAAGAGAAAAUACUCAAGGCCAUACCCUGGAAGGACUACCCUUAUUGGGCCGCAGAUGACGUUACUGAUUUGCCACAGAAGGGUCGUUUUGAUGGUGCGGUGGCAGUAGUAGAUGGUUAUGUUCUGCCCGAGCCUCCUUUCCAAAUGUGGGAGAAGAAAACCGGCUACAAUGACGUUCCUUUCGUCAUCGGCACAACGGAGCAAGAAGCUGAUUUAGAGCCAAGUUAUUCAAACAUUACAUCAUGGACUUGGGAGGAUUAUCAGUGGACUGUGACAGAAAAACUAAAGCCCUUUGGGGAGGCCAUCGCUGAGGAGGCAUUGACUUUGUACCCCAAAACUGGGAAGUGUCCCACCACCGAGCGAUGUCCCGAAAGACUCUACACAAGCAUGGUGUCCGAUGCGCGUGUCACUUGUCCCAAUAACGAUCUAGCCAAGAGGGCUGCAAAUGCUUUGAAGAGCCCAGUGUAUCGCUAUUUGGUGACUUACACACCUUCCAAGGAAGUUCAAAUCUCCAGCGUUUUCCGUUUCCCCAGCCGCUUUACGUAUCAUGCUCUCGACGCCUACGCCUUUUUCGGCAAUCUGGGGUACAUCCAGGGAGAGACCAGCAGCGCUGACAGAGACUUCGAGAAGAGCAUGCAGAACUAUUUCAUUCAUUUUGCAAAAACGGGAGAGAUGCCAAGUGAAUGGCCAGCAUACCCUUCGCACACAGCAUUGCUUUCAAACAGCUUCUCAGUGGCUGAGAGUCCUUCUUUGAAACGCUGCCAGUUCUGGGAGAACAAUGGGUUCUAUUCCUAUGCGUGGAUCAACUGAUUUAUUUGGAUCUUCUUUUGAAAGUGGUCAAGACUCCUUAAUUUUCAUGCAGCAUACAGUAAACCAACUUGAUAAAACUUUUUUUUUGCAUUUUAGCACAAGAUGGUCUGUUUUGAACAUACUGUGGAAACAUACCAGCCAAACUGAUUUUGUAUAAUGUGUAAAUACUGAACUUCUCCUUGGGAAUGUAAAGGGAAGUGAUAUUUGUUAUUAAAUAUCCGUGCCAUUUUACAACUUCCAUCCUUAGUUGUUUUGAAGGUUCCUUUGUGUUCAUGGUUGAAAUUCACUACCUCCCUGAGGUACCUCGUAUAGAGAGGUGCAAUGAUUUUGAAAUCAUGUGAACCACUAGUAUUGCAUAGAGGACUUGUCAGAUGCAACUUUGUGCACCUGCAUUUAGGGGAGUGAAUGCAAAUGCAAUAAUACUUUAGUUUUUAAAUUUUCAUUGACUAUUGUGGAUACAAUAUAUAACAUGUUUUAAAUGGACAAAUAAUCUGCAACAAAGAGUAUAUGUAUCUAUUAAAUUUCUCAGGGUACAAGAGCUAACUCAAGCUUUUAUUUCUUCUUUGAACACUGGAUUCUCAUUGCUUAAGAUAUGCAGCUUGUUACCACUCCUGAACUAAAAACUGCCUUGCUGUACAACUUAAAAGGAAAUAAACACACCAAAGUGGA